AUGGAAUGGAGGUGGAAGGAAGGCGUCUGGCUAAGGGGAAAAGUGAAAGCAAACAAUAUGUGGUUGACCAACUCGAAAAGCUCAACGCAACACGUUCUUUAUGCUUGUCUUCUGCCUGAUGUGCCUAAGCGGUUCUUGGACACUUCUUCCAAAACGGCAGUAAUAGGCUAUGAUGAGGCUGUGUUACGAUUGACUUUUUCUUUUCAAAGAGAGGAACUGAGGGGAAAUGAGGUUCGGAAGCGUUCAGCUGCGUCAAGCGACUUCUUAAAUCAUGUUCAGCGGAGGCUUAGCGUUUCAGGAAUUGGGAUGCCUCCUGUUAAAUCGGUAAUUAGUGUGGAGAAAGAAAUUCGAGGGAAGGAAAUUUGGGGGGAGGGCGGGGCGGAACCCGCCAAGCCAGUGGACUUCCGUCCCGCCUUGACUCAAUCCGAAAAAACGUUCAAUCCGACUUCACAUUUCUACCAAAUGAUGAAGCUGGCAGCCUCCCAGCUUCCAAAUUCCUUCCCAGAGCUCGAAAAUUUUCUCCACCGUCUAUUUUGCUCCAAUCGUCGCUUCCACAAACUUUCACGAAUUCCCCGCCGCUCGUUGAUCAACCUGCAAGGCACCAUGAGCUCCGCACAAGGUUAUGAGAAGUGGAACCAGAAGCAGUUGAUCGCCCGGAUUCAAGAGUUGGAAGCAGAAUUGAAGCAUAAGACGCCUUCUGAAUAUGCUACGGCUCCCCAGCCUCCACAGCAGUCAAUAUCAUACCGCAAACCGCCGAAGCAGCCACCUAAAGCAUUCGACGCUUCGAAGUAUAGUACCAGGCUGAUCGCAUUGAAAUUCGCAUAUCUGGGGCAGAAGUACAAUGGUUUUGAGCAUCAUAAUAACAAUAAUACUCCGCUCCCGACCAUUGAAGAAGAGCUGUGGAAGGCGUUAAUGAAGACGAGACUUAUAAAUCCUACGCCGAGUUCUGGAGAGAAGAAGGGAGAUUAUGAUAGGUUGGAUCACAAGACGUUUGCAGCCUGGGAUCGCGGGGGCGUGGAUAUGAAUUGGGAAGGUUGCGAGUACUCAAAAUGUGGUCGGACGGAUCGGGGCGUGAGUGCAUUUGGGCAGGUUAUUGGAGUGCGGGUUCGAAGCAACCGGCCAAUACCAAGCCCGAACCCAACACUAGAAACCCUCUCAACUUCCCCAGAAGCGAUCUCAGAAGAGCUGGAAAGUACCGAAACUUCUCUUCCUCCCACCGACACCGACACCGAGUCCGAACAGGCAGCGAAGCCCUUCAACGACAUCUUAGACGAACUCCCUUACAUCCAACUCCUAAACCGUGUCCUCCCCCCCGACAUCCGCAUCUACGCCUGGUGUCCUAACCCUCCCCCAGAUUUCUCCGCCCGCUUCUCCUGCAGAGAACGGCGCUAUAAAUACUUCUUCACAAACCCGUGUUUCAGCCCCAACCCCGAUCCCUCAGGCCUGUACCUUCCAACCAGCUAUCCCACCCCUGAAUCUGGUUCUAGAACUGCGAUGCGGGAAGGUUGGCUCGAUAUUGAUGCCAUGAAACAAGGGUGUAGCGAGUUAGUUGGCCUCCACGACUUCCGCAAUUUCUGUAAAAUCGAUGCUAGCAAACAACUCACAAACUUCCAGCGGCGGAUCUUCUACGCUGAUAUUGAGGAGAUCUCGCCAUUAUCUAUUCCCACAUAUCUCUCGCACCAAAACCUCCAACUCCCGUCCCAAUUCCCUCCCUCAUCUGAAGCGGGGGAGCAGCAACCGAAAAUGUACGCCUUCACCCUCCACGGCAGCGCCUUCCUCUGGCAUCAAGUCCGGUCCAUCAUCGCGCUCCUCUUUCUCAUCGGCCAGGGUCUCGAGUCACCCUCCCUUAUCCCUUCCCUCCUAGACAUUGCCUCCAAUCCCACGAGACCGAAAUAUGAAAUGGCGUCCGAUGCCCCACUCGUACUGUGGGAUUGUGUGUUCCCCGCUGCGGAUGAGGAGAUGGGAGGGGAGAGGGUGGGAGAGAGGGAGCAGGGGUAUAAGGACGCGUUAGAGUGGAUUUAUGUUGGGGAUCCCGGGGGGAGGGAACAGAAAGGGAGGAGUGGUGGUGGAGGAGGCAGGGUUGGGACAGGGAAGUGGGGAAGAGGAGGCGUCAUGGAUGAUCUUUGGGAAGUGUGGCGGGGGAGGAAGAUGGAGGAGACGUUGGCAGGGUUGUUGAUGGAUGUUGUUGCUUCUCAAGGGGAGAAACUGGAGAUUGGAGAUGAGAGCGAGAUGGAGGUAGGGGGAAAGAAGAAAGGGGGGAUAGGUGUGCCAAGGGUGUUUGAUGGUGGGGAUGUAGCGAGGGCUAAGGGGAAUUACAUUCCGGUGUUGGAGAGGGAGAGGCAGGAACCUGUGGAAGUGGUCAAUGAGAGGUUUGCGAGGAAGAAAGGGCUAGAUCUGAGGAGGUUGAGACCGAAUGAGGAUGUGGAUGCCUGA
Molecule: messenger RNA, 2433 nt
Organism: Lindgomyces ingoldianus
Lineage: Eukaryota; Fungi; Ascomycota; Dothideomycetes; Pleosporales; Lindgomycetaceae
Product: pseudouridine synthase
Exons: 6
Coding region: 1-2433 (810 amino acids)
Biological process (GO): mRNA pseudouridine synthesis; tRNA pseudouridine synthesis
Cellular component (GO): cytoplasm; nucleus
Molecular function (GO): RNA binding; pseudouridine synthase activity
Source: RefSeq, a predicted model, not a curated record